AUGCUACCUCUUCUGCAGGUCUUCGAAUCGCUGGGAAAGAAUGAAAAAAUGGGUCUAGGCGGUCGGCCGCCGCGGCCAUUUGGCCCGCUCAAUACUAGCAAAAUUUUUAAAAGGUUCGGCGAUACCAUUCUUUGCUAUCCACUAUUAUUCGAACUGAAGGACUUUUAUAUCAGUGCUGAUCCGGCUGUUUUGAUUGAUGAAAUAAAGCUAAAUCUGGAAUUCAUGUCAAAAAGGUGGAAACUUUCGGGACGCCCAACCUUUUGCAUGGUCUUGAGGGAAGAAAAUGUAAGUGGCGAAUAUUUUAGUCACAUGUUGGAUCUGCUCAUCGCACUUAAAAAUGGAUACGUCAAUGGAGUGCGGGUGCGUGUCGGUCGAGUUCAUGUAAGUGUUUGUUUUUGGGAAAAUCGAGUCUUUGAGAGUGGAAAGGAAGGGCAAGGAAAGCAUUUAAUCUGUGUUUGA
Gongylonema pulchrum is the source of this 459-nucleotide messenger RNA. The record is from the annotation of a GenBank genome assembly. NCBI's taxonomy places the organism in Eukaryota, Metazoa, Nematoda, Chromadorea, Rhabditida, Gongylonematidae.